Molecule: messenger RNA, 1738 nt
Organism: Apus apus (common swift)
Lineage: Eukaryota; Metazoa; Chordata; Aves; Apodiformes; Apodidae
Gene: PDCD1
Product: programmed cell death 1
Exons: 5
Coding region: 243-1088 (281 amino acids)
Biological process (GO): negative regulation of immune response; positive regulation of T cell apoptotic process
Cellular component (GO): membrane; external side of plasma membrane
Source: RefSeq, a predicted model, not a curated record
GCGCAGGGAGGGGAAGGGGCCAGGCAUGGCUCAGCUGUUCCCUGCCCCCGUGGGGAGGAAGCCGGGGGUGGGAGGCAGCCCGGGUUUCCCUCUAGGGCGCAGAUGGGCACGUUUCAUUUCCAGCCCAGCCUCUGCUGUGCACACUGGAGAAGAAGCUGCCUCUGCGUGGAAGGAAGCGCGGAGAGAGCCAGGGGCAGCACGGCACGGCGCGCCUGCCUGGGCAGGGGACCAACUGACUCACCAUGGCUCCUGGUGCCUCGAAGACGGCAUGGGGCAGCGUGGUGGUGUCCCUGACCAGCCUCUGUGUCCUCCUGCUCUGCUGUGGCCCCAUCCUGGCCGGCUGCCGCCAGGUGACCUUGUUCCCAGCCAUCUUAGCUGUCCCUGCAGGAGGCUCAGCCACCUUCUUCUGCAAUGUCUCCAUGAAGAACAACUCCAGUUCAGAGUACAGCAUCAACUGGUACAAGGAGACCAACCACAGCCAAGCUCAAAAAAUCGCUGAGAUUAGUGCGAAGAACCCCCAGAUGAAAACAGACAAGUACCUGCUCACCAACCACACUCCUUCCUUCAAGAUUGAGAUCCUGAACCUUCACCAGAAUGAUUCAGGCUCCUACUACUGCGGGCUGAUCAACUUCUUUGAAUCCAAUAAAUUGACAGAGAGCAACCGGUCCCACCUGGUGGUCACAGCAGCCCUUGAGAAGACAAACACCACUGAUGAGCCUGAGAUAGAGGAAGGCAACCCACCAGACAAUGUCAAGGCCAUGCUCCUGGGCAUCCUGCUGCUGACUGGGGCAGUUGUGCUGCUCAUCUUUGGCUGCCGCACCAUCAUGUACAGGAGAGGAGAUGUGCAGAAACCACAAAGUGAAAACGUGCCAGUGAAGGAAGAGAAGCCACCUGUGGUGUCCGUGUCCACUGUGGAUUAUGGCGUGCUGGAGUUUCAGUGGGACUCAUGCUCCCAUGUGCCCCCCAAUACCCGGCCAGUUGACCAGACCGAAUAUGCCACCAUCAUCUUCCCAGAGGAGAAACCCAUCACCCCGGAGCGCAGGAAGAAACACCAGGAAGAGAGGACUCGGCAGCUGCAGCCCUGCUGAGGGCUGGGGUGUGGGCAGGGACAGGUUGCCCUGGCCCCUCGCUCCCACCACAGUUUGCAGUUGGGAAAAAUCCAGCAUGCAAGGAUUGGAGUGACAGAGGCCCUGCUGCUGUAGUUGAUAUUGGACAGUCCUGGCCACGGCUGGAUCAUGGCUGUGGGAACCACAGAACAAGGAAGGUCCCUGCUGGGCUCCACAUGAUGCCCCUUGGCUCAGGGCAGGGAGGAUGGGCUGGGGCAGAGCAGCGAUGCCAACAGGUCUGUGCCAAAGACGAUUUGCAUCUUGCUUUGGUUUUCUACCUCCACCUGGGGCUCUCUGCAGUGGUCAAGCUGCUUCCCUUGCCUGGGACUGACCCAACCAGCAAAGCACAACUCUGGGAGUAAAUGCUGGAGGACAGAGCUGGAGCAGAUCCUGGGAUAUGUUACUCACUGAAGACCGAGGGCUGAGGGCUUCUCCUCGCCCUGGGCAGAGACUGUCUUGUGAACUGAUAUUUAAAGAAAGCCCUAGGAAGCAGGUGUCUGGCUUUUCUUCUCUCUCCAGGCACUUCCCUCCUCCGCAAGAGGCGAAAUCUGCGCCCUCAUCCCACCCUCCGCAGGUGGGAGAUGGAUGUGGCCCUGGCGGGGGAGUUGAAUAAAGGGCUUCACGUCCGGGGA